CACGUGUAUGUGAAAAUCAAUUACUAAGGUGCCGUUGCUGAGAUGGGUCGUGUGCGCACUAAGACAGUGAAGAAGUCCUCCCGACAGGUGAUCGAGAGAUAUUAUUCUAAAAUGACUUUGGAUUUCCACACAAACAAAAAGGUCUUGGAGGAGGUUGCCAUUAUUCCUUCCAAGCGUCUGAGGAACAAGAUUGCUGGCUUCUCUACCCACCUGAUGAAGCGGAUCCAGAAGGGUCCCGUUCGUGGCAUCUCACUAAAGCUGCAGGAGGAGGAACGUGAGAGGCGCAUGGACUUUGUGCCUGAUGAGUCUGCCAUUAAGACUGAUGUCAUCGAAGUUGACCAGGAGACUCAUGACAUGCUUACUGCACUAGGCAUGGCUGACCUUCCUGGAGUUAUCAAGCAGACUAUUGAACCACAGUCACUGCCUACUGCCCCUGCUUAUGGCCGAGGUGGUGUUGGUGGUGGUGGAAGGAGGUACUGAGUUUGUUUGAUAAGCAUCCAUGCUUUUACGAGAGCAAUACUGUUUUUACACCAGUUUCAUCUACGUAUGGUAGUUCUUACUAUUUUAAGCUUUUAAGACUGUUUUUAUUCAUGCCCUAAAGAUCAAUGCAAACAAAACAUUUGAGGUAUUCAUCUGAAUUGUUGUUAUUCUGAGGAUGUAUCUAUUUCCCUCUGCAUUUUAUCGCCGUGGAUUUCUCUUUA
Messenger RNA from Olea europaea var. sylvestris, 701 nucleotides. Its product is annotated as 40S ribosomal protein S17. The record is from RefSeq and is a predicted model, not a curated record. Gene Ontology annotation, biological process: translation. The transcript has a single exon. Gene Ontology annotation, molecular function: structural constituent of ribosome. NCBI's taxonomy places the organism in Eukaryota, Viridiplantae, Streptophyta, Magnoliopsida, Lamiales, Oleaceae. The coding region runs from base 43 to 480 and encodes 145 amino acids. Gene Ontology annotation, cellular component: ribosome.